Annulohypoxylon maeteangense is the source of this 1377-nucleotide messenger RNA. Its product is annotated as kinase-like domain-containing protein. NCBI's taxonomy places the organism in Eukaryota, Fungi, Ascomycota, Sordariomycetes, Xylariales, Hypoxylaceae. Gene Ontology annotation, molecular function: ATP binding; protein kinase activity. Bases 1 to 1377 code for a protein of 458 amino acids. The record is from RefSeq and is a predicted model, not a curated record. The transcript is spliced from 3 exons. Gene Ontology annotation, biological process: protein phosphorylation.
AUGUACGACGGAUUGCCUGAAGACGAGAUCCCUGACGUGUAUGAAUUCAUUGAAAAUGUAGAGUUUCUUGAGCGCUAUUGUCCGGGUGGCUACCAUCCGAUCCACAUUGGCGAACGCCUCAUCGAUCGAUAUCAAAUUUCCGCCGUCAAGAUCGGAGUAGCAGAUGCGGAAUAUCAAGACGAAAGUAACAUUUGGAGACUCCUUACUGGUACUGACUCCGAUCUAGCCGUCUGUCCAGCUCAAGCUCUUAUACCAAAACUUCUGGAUGAGUUCGAUGUCCAAGGUCCAAAUGGAACCCACCGAUGUCUUGUCAUUACGCCUGCACGUACGAGCAUAUCUGAUACACGAGAUGCUUCAUCCAAACAACUGUUUCAACCCUCAGUAGCGAGGGCGAUUGCGGCUCAGCUCAUCCAAGCUGUUGUUUUUCUACAUUCACGGGAUGUCGUCCAUGCAGACCUUCAUGAAGGAAACGUCUUACUACGAAUGGUGAAGCCGAUUGAUGGUUUGGCACCUGACGAAUUGUAUGAAAAAUACGGUUAUCCCGAAGAAGAGAAAAUCGAGAGAGCAGAUGAACAGCCUUUAGACGAAGGCGUUCCAACGUACGCUGUCAAAUCCAUUUGGCCUGGAGCAAAGUGUGAGGAAAUCGGUCUGGAUGAAUCAAGCAUACUCCUCAGCGACUUCGGAGAGUCGUUCCUAGCGUCUUCCACUGUACGAUCCCAGUCGCAUACGCCUCUUAUAAUACGUCCCCCAGAACAAUUACUCGAGCCAUCAGAACCGUUUUCAUUCCCCGCGGAUAUUUGGGCACUUGCUUGCACUAUAUUCUCUAUUCUCGGCCAACGGGCGCUUUUCGAGACAUAUUUUCCUGACGGCGAUCGGAUUUUGAAAGAACAUGUCAGGACAUUAGGUCGACCACCUAUCGAUUGGUGCACGAGGUGGCGUCGUCGUCAUGACUUCUUGACGGAAGAGGGCCUCGAGCGAACGUAUGGCGAACCAGUCCGGGACUUGGAGGCACGUGUACAGGAUUCGAUUUAUGGGCCACGAAAAAUGAAUGGAAUGGAUGAAGCAGAGGAGCUAGAGAAGUUAGAGAAGGCUGCCCUCAUUGCCCUUCUCAGAUCUAUGCUUUCAUUCCGGCCGGAAGAUAGACCCACUGCGAGACAAGUAGCGGAGUCGGAAUGGAUGAUCAAAUGGGCAUUACCUGAACUUCGUAAAAAGGAGGGGAUGUCUGCUGCUGAGGUGGCGGGCGUUACUGGAAUUCUGGGCGCUCUUGCGGUGCAAGACGCUCUUGAAGUACCCGGUAUUUCUGACGUGCCUGAAGCUGCGGAUGUGUUAGGGACUGGAUCUGUAAUUGGAGGCGGUUAUAAAUCGAGUGACAAGUAA